GGAAGUCUCUCUGCCCUCCGGUUCACCAGCAGCUGUUGAAAACAUGAAUUUGAAGCGUCCUUGAGCGGGAUUUAAAGAAAGAAAAAAAGACAGACACUUAAAAAUAUUAAUAAAAAAUAAAAUGUUGUCCUCUGAAAUGUGGAUUCACAUCCUCGCCAUCGCUUUGUUUUGCUGUGGUUCGGCGGACUCGCGGAAAGUUAGAGGAAUAUCUUCGUCCUACAAACGAUUCUACAGGGAGAAGAAGUCCUUCUUGUGCAUUGAUGGCUCUAAACUGAUCCCCUUCGAGCAGGUGAAUGAUGACUACUGCGACUGCGCAGACGGCUCAGACGAGCCAGGCACCUCCGCCUGUCCUCACGGCCGGUUCUAUUGCACCAACUUGGGUUUCCGUCCACACUACAUCCCAUCGUCACGAGUCAAUGACGGCAUCUGUGACUGCUGCGAUGCUUCGGAUGAAUACAACAGCCACGCUCGCUGCCAGAACACAUGCUGGAAUCUGGGGCAGAGAGAGAGGGCGUACGUGGAGGGCCAGAUGAGGACUCUGGACGAAGGUUUGCGGCUCAAGCAGCAGCUGAUCGAGGAGGGAGUGCUGCUGUGGAGGGAGAAGCAGGCUCAGCUCAGAGAGCUUCAGCAGGUUGCUGAAGAUCUGCAGAUCAAAUUGGAGGAACAUCGACGGAAGAAACGUGAAGCCGACCGAUUCAAAGAGCAAACGCUAAGAGCGCUGAAAGGAGGAGACGGCGCUGUUAAACCAGAGAACACCCUCCUCAGCAGCAACAAAGGCGGACGUAUUUCUCUGGAUGAAGUCAAGGCUGAAGUGGUGCCUGUCCACGAUGAGGAGCGGCAUCUCGGUGAUGAUGAGGCAAUGCUUGACAGCAUCCCACAGAGUCCCCAAGCACCUGCAAGAGCAAACCGCCCUGGCAUGACUCUACCCUCCCGCCUUGGCAGCAACGCUGCCUUUGACGUGCACGCCGACGGUCGCCAAACAAACUCUGGGCGCCCCUCGUUGCCCUCCCAGCCCUCAUUACGUCGACGAAGGUCAGACGCUCAGCCCGGCUCUUCACACCAUCUGUUUGAGCUGGUUGACAUUUGGCCCUCGCCGGCACCGUCGUCUCACCUCAGAGGGAGGCUCGACCCACUUCCACUUCUAUUUUUUUUUUAUUUUGUGCAGCACACUUCUUUUAGUUUUUUUACAUGUACAAAAAAAAAAUAUCCCCUUUCUUUUUUUUUUUUUUCCCUAGCCCCGCCUCACGUUUGCCUUUUGUUGCGUGACAGCAUCUUGUUAGCUCUGUGAGGCAGAUAUCAUUGCAGCUGUGAUUGUUGGGGAUUCAGUCAAGCGAGGGGGGCACAGAGAAAAAGGACGCCUCGAAGGCUGUUCCGGCAGCGUCCAGAAGGGGGCAGCAGGCCUCCAAAUUGAGCUAAUGGAAAGUCACAUUCACAGGUCAUUUAAUCUCUUUGUUUUGUCAUGGGCUGGGCUUUUUCUGCUGUUUUCCCCCUGCCUCCAUCCUUUUUUUGGUUGUAAAAAAAUAGAAAGAAAAUGUUGUUACACUGUUUUUCCUUCCAGAUCAUGGUUUCUUAAGAUUGUAGUGAAUCAUAGGAUUUAAGGUGUCUGAUCAUAAUGUUGUUACUCUCUGUACUGUAUUUUUUGUUGUUGUAUUUUCAUCACCCAGUUACCGGAAUGUUUAAUAUCUGCAGAUGUAAGCCGUACUGAGGAUUUAAAUCUUGCUUAAGCGAGUGUUUGGGAACAUGAUGUUACCCAGCGGGCUUUCAUUCCAUGUUUGCUUACAUACUUAUCAAGCCACGUCGUAUGACUGCGGCACAAAGAAAGGAGUGCAAGCUUCUCCAGCUAGAUUACAGUUUUGCCAAACCUUGUUUGGUAUGUGGGGCUGUAACUGGACAGUGGGGGGUCGGGGGAGGGGGUCCGGCACCUUUACCACUCACUCCUCUCCUGCCAUCACACAUGUCACAUUUUUUGCUUCUCGACUGGAGUGCUUUCGAGUUAUUUAAUGCAAAAUGACAGGCUGAUACCACCGGUGAAGUUGUAGGUUUUGUACCGCCGCCGUACCAAAAAGAAAAAAAAAA
Oryzias latipes (Japanese medaka) is the source of this 2076-nucleotide messenger RNA. Its product is annotated as glucosidase 2 subunit beta. The record is from RefSeq and is a predicted model, not a curated record. NCBI's taxonomy places the organism in Eukaryota, Metazoa, Chordata, Actinopteri, Beloniformes, Adrianichthyidae. Gene Ontology annotation, cellular component: glucosidase II complex. Gene Ontology annotation, biological process: N-glycan processing; liver development. Gene Ontology annotation, molecular function: protein binding.